AUGGGUGUGAAUAAAGGCAGAAGCACUGUGACCCCGCCAGUGGGUCAGCUGGUGGUCGAGGGGAGCCAGCUGAGGCCAUCGACUUCGUCGCCCUCGGUCGACUCGCGCUCUCACGCUCCUUCACUCUCGCAUCUCGACCUUUCGCUGCUUCUUGACGGAAGCCUCCCACGGUCCCCAGUCGGCCACCCUCACACGCCCACGCCACACGCACACACACCCGCUGGAGGACAGCUAGCCAUGGAUUCAUCGAAUAAUAAGAAACCGUCGAAUCUCUGCUCUUCUCGGCGAGCGCCCUGGGCGACCCGUUCGGACGGCGGCCCUGACACCGCUAUCAAGAGCCGUAGUCCCGGCGCCGCGGCAACCCCGCAGGGCCUGCAAGUUCGUGUGAGAGACGACCUGCAGAUUUCUUCCGUUUCCCUUUCCCUUUCAUCUGUAUCGCGCUCCUCGGCCCCCUUCAUCCCGAUCGACGACUCGACCCCUCCCCCCGCCUACUCGACCAUCUUCCCCCCUUCGCCUCCCCUGUCGGCCGCGUCCACCUCGCCGUCCGACUCGCUCCUCAUCACGCGCUACGCGACCGCCGCCAACACCAAGUCGGUCGCCGCGCCCGCCCUCCUCUCGUCGCCCGCGAGCGAGCUCUCGUUCUCCCCGCUCGACCUCGCCGGGCGCUCUGCCCCGACUCUCGACGGCGGACCGUCCUCCUCCCUCCUCGACGCCAUCUUCCCCGCCCACGCCUCGAUCCACGACCUCCCGUCGUUCGACGUCAAGGUCGAUGACCUCCUCGGUUCAGGCUGGUCGGGCUGCAUCCUCGACAACCCCCUCACCGGCACGCGCACGCUGUACGUCGGCGGCGGGCGGUAUGAGGACGUUGAGUUGCGCGACAGCGUCGUCGACGUUAUCGACCGCGCCGAAGAGGAGUACGGAUGCCAGAGUGUCGUUCUUGCGCUCAGGAAGGAUGGCGCCGAGGACCUCGGAGCGCUCGUCCACCAGCUCUUGUACAUCGGUUGCACGGUCGUCAGCAACUAUGACGAGACUGGUGUCCCCAACGACGAGUACCUCCUUCUCGGCAUGGAGAUCUGA
Rhodotorula toruloides NP11 is the source of this 1077-nucleotide messenger RNA. Its product is annotated as protein of ornithine decarboxylase antizyme family. The transcript has 5 exons. NCBI's taxonomy places the organism in Eukaryota, Fungi, Basidiomycota, Microbotryomycetes, Sporidiobolales, Sporidiobolaceae. The record is from RefSeq and is a predicted model, not a curated record. Bases 1 to 1077 code for a protein of 358 amino acids. Gene Ontology annotation, molecular function: ornithine decarboxylase inhibitor activity.